AUUGUAAAUAAACAAACACCAACAUCGCUGAAUUUAAAUAUGUUUCCAGGCAAUUUAAUGUGUUCGGAAAAUGGGUGGAAAAGUGAGUUCCUUCUACGUCGAUAAGGGCAGAACGGACGAUCCUGACCCUAUUACCGGCUUAACAACUAGGGAUAAAUAUUUAAUCGACACAACCUGGAAUACGGUAAUGGAGGAUGCUACUGGGAACGGGGUCACGUUUUUCAUGAGGUUGUUCGAAAUCAACCCAAAGCACAAACAAGUAUUUCCUUUUCGUGACCAACCAAUCAAAGAUUUACCUAGUGAUAGAAAAUUCCAUGCCCAUGUCACUAGUGUGAUGUAUUCCAUUAGUUCUAUAGUUAAAAGCAUGGAUGAUCCAGAAGUGAUGAUUGGUAUUAUAAACAAGAUUGGUAAAAAUCAUGCUAAGAGGUCGGUAAACAGACAAGCAUUAAUCGACGUAAAACAAGCACUGCUGGAUACUUUUGGCUUCAUGGCAAAAGAAGAAAUACAAUCCUGGAUUAAAUUCCUGGAUUAUUUUAUUGAAGAAGGGACUAAAGCACUCGAAGAAUAUUCAUUGGAAUAAAAUAUAUAUUUAACCUACAAAUAAAC
This is a messenger RNA of Psylliodes chrysocephalus, 606 nucleotides long. Lineage: Eukaryota; Metazoa; Arthropoda; Insecta; Coleoptera; Chrysomelidae. The record is from the annotation of a GenBank genome assembly.